Molecule: messenger RNA, 3449 nt
Organism: Bursaphelenchus okinawaensis
Lineage: Eukaryota; Metazoa; Nematoda; Chromadorea; Rhabditida; Aphelenchoididae
Source: the annotation of a GenBank genome assembly
AUGGUGUUAUUAGAGACAAUACCACGCUCCUCGUCCACAGAGUUUGCCAAAGUGCCGUUUCGGCGAAGGCCUUCGGAUUACGCGAACAAAAAGUAUUCGCCGCGAUUGAGUUUGCCGGAGAAACACGAAACUUUUGUCGCGGCAUGGCCGUCACGAAAGAGUGUUUGUAAUACCAUGAGUAAUCCGAUUGUGAUCGAAAGUACUCAGAAUGGAGUACCAUUCUAUACCAAUAUUUACAGUGUACGGUAAUACGGUUUUUGAAAAAAAAAUUUAGAAAAGGGUGGGGGGGGAGGGUAAAAUUUAUUCAAAUAGUACCACUGGUGCUAAAAAUUAUAUUAAUGGUGCUAAUAGUACUAAAAAACCUAAUAAUAGUACCAUUAGUACAAAAAAUAAAAAAUUUGAAAAGUAUUAGGUGCCGACAUAAAGAACCCGCCAUUUUUUACAAGAAAUUAUAGGCGAAGUAUGGCGGGUUCUGUAUGCCGGCACCUAAUACUGUGCUAGCACAAUAUAUCCUUGUCAUUUCAGGCCGAUACCUCAGCCAACCAACCCGAUCUCACUCAUCAACGUACUCGAAUUCGAAGUUCGCAGAAGCAGCCCGACUACAAGAACAAUAACAAUCUUUUCCUGAACCGGCCGCCAUUACCGGUCGGUCCAGAAAAUGGGUCAUUACGACGCACUUUUCAAAUAAAUGAAACUGAGUUUCCAAUUGUGAAUCCGUCCACAUCGUACGAUGCUACACAACGAAGAGGCAUACAGAAGGACGGUAAUGGCCAUACUGUAGUUUUGGGAGAUAGGAAUGGUCAUACUGUAACAAAUGGUCAUGCUGUAGCUAAUGGUCAUGCUGUAGCCAAUGGUCAUACUGUAGCUAAUGGUCAUGCUGUAGCAAAUGGCCAAACUGUAGGACCGAUAAAUCAUACAGUAGACCGCAACGGACGACCAAUCAUAUCAGUCGACCGUACCAACAAUAUCAACGCGAUGGAACGUAGUGGACAUAGUAUUACCUCAAUUUCACAAAACUCAACCCCAAUCGACUACGCGCCUCAUACGCUGGCUACAAUCGACCGCAACCCUCAUGUGUUAGCUGGAAUCGACCGAAACUCUCACCGAAUCGACCAGAACGGCCAUGCUCAUCAGAACGAUCGUACUACCCACCUAGUAGACCGUAACCCCUACUAUGUAGAUAGAGCAGCACCAUUAGCACCGCCAGAACGUGUUGGAGUCGCAGCUUCACCUCAGAUUCAAGUACGACGUCAGAAGCCUACCGUAAUCACAGCACGACCACCGUCACCUCAAAUGUCGCGUAAUGGUACCGUACAGAAUAUAGUACCAUAUGGUUCAUCUCAAAACGUACUUUAUACCACUAAGCAUCGUCCAGCUUCACCAUCACAGUACAGUACCGUGUCUCAACAAAACUUAGCGCCCUACAGUACCAAAAAUCGACCAGCAUCACCACAACAAAGUUCAGUACAAUACAGUACUAAACACCGUCCAGCCUCACCUCAACUUCAGAAUCGACCAGCUGGUGUAGCCGUUCAUCAAAGACUUCAACGACCAUCCUCAAUAUCACCACCAACCUCAUCCAACGGUGACGAUACUUCCGUGACCAUCAGAAUGCAUCCAGAUUCUCGCGGUCGCUUUGGCUUCAACGUCAGCGGUGGAGCGGACUGUAGCCAUCCUGUAAUCAUCAGUAGAAUCAUUGUAGGCAGUCCAGCUGAUCGAUGUUAUCCUCGGCUGAACGAAGGAGAUCAGGUGCUACGGAUCAACGACCAAGACAUCUCGAAGUGGUCGUUCGUGAACGUGGAGAACUACAUCCGAAGCGUACGAUCGUUUGGUGAAAUGUCAAUGACGAUUCGGCCGAACGUCUAUCGCUACGGUGAACUGGAAGAUUCGGAAAAUCAGGAUUCUGAAAACCAGAAUGUGGCCACACCUCACGUUAGUGAAACAGUACCACGCUCUGACAAACUGUCCCAUUCACUAAAAUUGCUGAAAGAGACGAUUGAAAAUGGCAAUGUCAUCAAACAGUUCGAGUCGCUACAUCGUAAGAAGGCCGGUCUUACCAUGGAUAUUAGUCAAACAUCAGCCAACAUACGAAAGAACCGCUACCAAGACAUACGACCAUACGACAUUACUAGGGUGGUACUCGAAAAAGCACCAAGUGGUGACUAUAUCAAUGCUAGUCAUGUUAACAUGGAAAUACCUUCUACUGGCAUAGUAAAUCGCUACAUUGCUACACAAGGACCAUUACCACAUACUUCGGGUGACUUUUGGUACAUGGUAUGGGAACAAUGUUCAACUACAAUAGUAAUGUUGACAACUACAGUAGAGAACGGUCGUAUUAAGUGUCAUCAAUAUUGGCCAAGUAAGAAGGAUACAUUAGAGUUUGGACAGUUAGUGAUAACGAAUUUGGGCGAAAGAAGUGAUAGAUAUUGUUUUUACCGAGAAUUAAGUGUCAAGAACAAGAUGACAAGAGAAGAACGACGAGUCACUCAAAUGCAAUAUACAGCAUGGCCCGAUCAUGGAGUACCCGAGAAUCAGAAACACUUUAUCGACUUUGUAGCUGAAGUCAGAAGAGCUAGGAAUGGGUCACUGGAUCCUAUUAUCGUACACUGUUCAGCUGUAAGUAGGGAGGGGGGUUAUUUUAAACUUAGGCUUUGAUUUAGGCUUAGUUUUAGGCUUAGCUUAGGCUUAGCUUAGGCUUAGCUUAGGCUUAGCUUAGGCUUAGCUUUAGGCUUAGCUUAGGCUUAGCUUUAGGCUUAGCUUAGGCUUAGCUUUAGGCUUAGCUUAGGCUUAGCUUUAGGCUUAGCUUAGGCUUAGCUUUAGGCUUAGCUUAGGCUUAGCUUUAGGCUUAGCUUAGGCUUAGCUUUAGGCUUAGCUUAGGCUUAGCUUUAGGCUUAGCUUUAGGCCUAGCUUAGGCUUAGCUUUAGGCUUAGCUUAGGCUUAGCUUAGCUUAGGCUUAGCUUUAGACUUAGCUUAAGCUUAGCUUUAGGCUUAACAUAAGCUUUACUUGGGCUUAGGCAGUUCAAUUAGUAGGCUUAUGCCUUUUAAAGCUUGCAUAAUAUUUUCGACCGUUUCAGGGUAUCGGCCGAACAGGAGUGUUGAUAUUGAUGGAAACAGCGGCCUGCUUGAUCGAAAGCAAUGAACCAGUAUACCCACUGGACAUUGUUAAGGUUAUGAGAGAACAAAGGGCUAUGUUAAUUCAAACUACUGUAGGUUUUUUCAAUUUUCUUUCUUAUUUUAGGUAACAAAAGGUAUUAUUUAUGUCAAAAAUUAGUCUGAAUUCAAAAAUUUAAAAGCUUUAGGUAAUAACUAUAUAAGAAAUGUAAAAACGUUGGGUAAUACCAAUAUAAAUAUGACAUUUUCAGGAACAGUACGUAUUCGUAUGUGAAUGCAUUCUACGGUCCUAUACAGAUGGAGUGUUAAAACCAUUGGCUGAGUACCAAAAACGAUAG